UGAGUGGUUUGGCCAGCCUAGUCAAGCCACCCGUUUUCAUGUCCUGUCGACUGUUGUGUUUUUGAGUGGUAAAGCGCCCAACUCGAGGAUCUCACCCAGUCACCCAAAGGCAAGUUCAGCAACUUUUUUUUUUUUUUUUCAAAUUCAAUGCGGGGAAGGGAAGCAAAUUCAGCAACUUGUAAUAGUCAAACAAAUGGUGGAUUGGAGAACAACGCUCUCAGAAAGUUUUCAUAUCCAAAUCAUCUUUGACCGAUCCUCCACACCCACCGCACCUCUUCUAAUCUCGCAGCCGCCGACCGUUUCUGGGUUCACCAAAACCUGUACGGAUGCUCUCUCUCGUACCCAUCAUUGUACUCCAACUCUUCCUCUCCCCCACCUUUGCUGUCGACUUCCUCUACAACUCCUUCAAUGGGAUCGUCAAUGGCACCAACCUCACACUCAUCAACGACGCCCUGGUCGACUCCUCCGUCGUCCGCCUCACCAACGACUCCAACCAAUUCGCCGUCGGGCGAGCCUUCUACCCCACCAAGCUCACCAUGAUCAAAUCCACCCCAAACAACUCCAACUCCUCCACCAUCUCUUCCUUCUCAACCUCCUUCGUGUUCUCGAUUUUGCCCGAGAUCUCUUCCAGUCCCGGCUUCGGCCUCGCCUUUGUGCUAUCGAAUACUACUUCUCCGCGCGGCGCGCUUGCUAGCCAGUACUUUGGGCUCUUCACGAACGCUACUCCUUCCGUGGCUCCCCUUCUGGCAGUUGAGUUUGAUACGGGACGAAACCCAGAGUUCAAUGACCCGAAUGACAAUCACAUCGGGAUCGAUCUCAAUAAUAUUAUAUCGAGGACUACCGAGUCGGCCGGGUACUAUAACUCGAGUGGGGGUUUCGUCCCUGUCCAGAUGCGGAACGGUCAGAAUAUACGAGCUUGGAUCAAUUUCAGUGGUACGAGCCUCGAGAUCAAUGUUACUAUUGCGCCGAUUGGUGUGCCUCGCCCGUCUAGGCCUACUCUUAGUUUCAAGGAUCCGGUUAUAGCUAAUUACGUUUCGGCUGAUAUGUACGUUGGAUUUUCGGCAUCGAAGACUGACUGGGUUGAGGCACAGAGGGUUUUGGCUUGGAGCUUUAGCGAUACAGGGGAUGCUAGGGAAAUAAACACGACGAAUUUUCCGGUUUUUGAGCCGGAAUCGUCGUCUAAUUCGUUGUCAUCUGGGGAAAUCGCUGGGAUCGCCAUUGGUUGCGUUGCUUUUGUGACGAUUUGUGUAUCUGGGUUUUACUUUUUUUGGCGAAAGAACAAAUUGAAAGAUGAAGAAGAGGAUGAGAUCGAGGAAUGGGAGCUAGAAUACUGGCCGCAUAGAUUUUCCUACGAGGAGCUUAGCCAGGCCACAGAUGGGUUCUCCGAUCGCAACCUUCUGGGCUCGGGUGGAUUCGGAAGAGUCUACAAAGGAACUCUCCCAAACAACACCUUCGUCGCAGUCAAAUGCGUGAGCCACGACUCGAAACAGGGGCUGAGAGAGUUCAUGGCAGAGAUAUCAAGCAUGGGCAGGCUGCAGCACAAGAACCUGGUCCAAAUGCGAGGAUGGUGUAGAAAGGGCAACGAGCUCAUGCUCGUCUACGACUACAUGCCCAACGGAAGCCUCAACAAAUGGAUCUUCGACAAGCCCACCAAGCUACUCGACUGGGAACAGCGCUGCAAAGUCCUCGUCAACGUAGCCGAAGGCCUAACCUAUCUCCACCACGGUUGGGACCAAGUGGUCGUCCACAGAGACAUAAAGUCGAGCAACAUAUUACUAGACUCCGACAUGCGAGGCAGGCUCGGAGACUUCGGGCUCGCCAAGCUUUACCAACACGGUGAAGUCCCUAACACUACACGUGUGGUCGGUACUUUAGGCUACCUAGCGCCCGAGCUGGCUAGAGUGGCCGCACCCACCACAGCAAGCGAUGUAUACAGCUUUGGGGUUGUGAUACUAGAAGUGGCAUGUGGGAGGAGACCAAUAGACAUGGCGGCGACGGAGGACGACGUAGUGCUGAUGGAGCGGGUGAGGGCGCUGUACGCACAGGGAAAGGUGGGAGAGGCGGCGGACCCAACGAUUAGGGGGCAGUAUGAGGCGGAGGAGAUGGAGAUGGUGCUCAAGCUUGGGUUGGCUUGCUGUCACCCUGAACCGCAAAGGAGGCCCACCAUGAAGGAGGUGGUGGCGCUGCUGGUGGGCGAGCAGGUGGCCGCUGCGCCAGCGGACUUGUUGUCGGACUUGGCGCGCGGUGACACAAGCUCUGGUGGUGGUGGUGGGUCGGAAGAGGCUGCAAUGUUCCAGCCUCCGGUGUGAAUGCAAUUAUUAUUAUUUAUUUUUGCUGUCUAAACAAUUUUUGUGAAUGACAUUUUGACAGCAGAUUUUUUGACAAGUCAACUUUAUUUAAUAUCUUGCACGACUUUUUUUUUGUUUUUGUUUUUUAAUUUUUUAUGUUUGUUAAUAAUUUUAAUGUAUUUUGCAUAAUUUAUGGGUAUU
This is a messenger RNA of Alnus glutinosa, 2489 nucleotides long. RefSeq names its product L-type lectin-domain containing receptor kinase S.1. Gene Ontology annotation, biological process: protein phosphorylation. Gene Ontology annotation, cellular component: plasma membrane. The coding region runs from base 327 to 2309 and encodes 660 amino acids. Lineage: Eukaryota; Viridiplantae; Streptophyta; Magnoliopsida; Fagales; Betulaceae. The transcript has a single exon. The record is from RefSeq and is a predicted model, not a curated record. Gene Ontology annotation, molecular function: ATP binding; protein kinase activity; carbohydrate binding.